UUUCCCUUCUUCUCCACUCUCUCGCUUGGAAUCGAUGGAGGGGACUGAAAACCCUAGAACAAGAACAAGCCGGUUCCCCGAUCCUGCUUCGACGCCGCCGCUGCUGCCGAUGGAGAAGCCGCGCACCGACUCCUCGGAUCAUCCUCUGCGAUUGCUGAGCCCUUUGACCCCAUUCUCUCCUGUUUCCGAUCAGAGAUCGGUUUUGUUGUUUGAUUGGUGGCUCAUCAAAGUUGAAAAUGGGAGUGAUGCGAAGGGAUUGGCUGUUGGUGGCCUCACAACGCGCGGGCAAUUUGCAACAAGAAUUUUCACUUCUGCACCCAUAGUAAAGAGAUAUGAUGCCUACACUCUGGAGACUGCAGAUGGAAUCACAGUCAGGAUACAAGGUGUAAUAAACAGAGCUCGGAUGCAUCAUAGUGGGUUUCCUUCUGAGGUUUGCAGACGUUUCUUAACUGGAUUUCCUUACAACUGGUAUGUUCAUGCUGAUGAUUUUUUUGUGAAAAAGCCCACUGCUGAAAGUAUUCCAAGAAGCAUAUCUGGUGCUCAAGGGCUAGAAAAUGAUCGAAACAGAAAUCCAGAUGGCGCAUUUCCGAUUGAAAUAAAAGAAUUCCCCUUGAAAAGAGUGCUGGAUAUUUUAAAUUUUUGUGGUAGUCCUGCUGAUGAUGUGAUGGCAAGUAAUAUGACUAAUUGCCUAAAAUCUUUCGAUGCCUCUCAUACUUCAAUGGAUCCUACAACUCAGAAGUCUCCAGAUAUGAAAAAUUGCAGUUCACCUGUCAUGAUAACAUGUUCAGAAAAUGUGAUCCUGAGCAAAUUUGAAAGAGAAAUGAGAAACCAUCAACAGGCAGAAAGUGAGGUAAAUACUGGUGACAGUGUUGUUCAACGUAGCGUGGCUACUCAUGUUGAAGAAGUUGGGCAUCAGAUAGAUACUUUGGUUUUUGAUUCACUCCUAGCAAAUGGUUUUGAUCUCAGGAAUAUUAAAUCAAGUCACAAUUCCUCUGCAAAGCCCUCUAUGCAUGAUAGCCUGCCAGAGACUGGUUCCAGUUUGCAAAGGAAGAUUUUGUUGGGAGAAACAAAAGAAAUGGAGCCAGAUAAUCAUCAAUCUCCUAAAAUUCAAGGAAAACGGAACAUCUCCCAAAUAGAGAAUGUUACUGAUAGGAACUGUAACGAUAGGAGUGCUGCAAAUAUGGUAGGGGUGACUGUGGAAAUUGGAAUUGCAUCAGAAGGGUUAGAUGUUUCACAUCUCAAAGAUGAGAAAGAGCUCAAGAAUAUUUUAUUAGAAAAUGGGCGUGGUGCCAAAGAAACGAUGGUCUGCAGCAGAAAUAAUUCUCAAUCCGGGAAAGUGUUCGACCCAAAGGAUGCUGAUUUAGUGGAUGUGAAACUUUCUGUGGCCAUUGAAACAUCUCCCAAUGCUGAUGUCUCAAAUUCACUUGAAAAACCAAAUGUCUCCAGUAAGAAACAAAAAUGUGUAAGUAAAGGAUCACGAAAGAGGCUUUCCUUAGAAAAAGAGAAAGUGCCUUCCAUUUUGCGUUCUGAUUAUGCACACAUUAAUCAUGCUGACGAAGAACCAAGGAAAUCGGACAUUUUGAAGGCACCUAAUAUUACAUCUGGAAUUUUAAAUCACACUUCACUGGAAGAAAUUAAUGAUGCCUGUCUAGGGGUCUUAGAGAAAAUUAAUAAUUGUUUUGUUAAUCCUGUGAUGAAUCGUACUGCAGAAUUUAGCUUGGUUACUGAUGCAGAAAGAGUGAAAACAUCAGAAGCAGGGUUUUGCUCAAGAUUAUCCAGGAAAAAACCCAAUGUACAGGCCAACUUUCAAAAGGAACAUAAAUGUGAACUUGCUGAUGGUAAAUUUGAUACACACUCUCCUAUGAGGCCUCCAAAAUCUGUAACUAAUGGGUUGGAUCACUCUGAAGAGAACUCAAGAUGCAAUUCUUUGAGUUUGACUGAAGAACAGCCAUCAACCAAAAAUGGCAAUGGGCUUAUAAAUUUUGGCACUGAAUCUGCUACAUGUGAGUCACAAUUAGCCACCCCUAAGGGCCAGACUAAAAGAUGUGUUGACAGGAGAACUAAACUAGUGGAAGAAAUUGAAACUAAUUCUGAAACCAGAAUUUUGAGAAAGAAGAAAUUAAAUAUAAAACAGAAGGAUAAUGAAAUGGAAAAAUCAGUAUUGGAGGAGGAUGUUAGGAAGAAUACAGUUAGGUCGGUUCCUGUUGAUCAAAAUGUGGCUUCUGUAGCAAAGGACACAGUGGUUAAAGAGAGGGGGAGACAUGUUGGAGAGAUGGCUCAAAACAAGGUUCGAAAAAGAACUGGUAGAAUUAGAAAAAAGGAACAAGAUAUUCAACAUGAAUGUGGAGGUCUUCGUUCAGGCCCUUCUGCUCCAUGUGAGGUCCAGCUUGGUACUGGGCGUAUUAAUGAUCAUAUUAGAAUAGACAAUAGUGAUGGAGGCAAAUCAUUUCAAUUCUCUGUUGGAUGUGAUACUAAACCUGCAAGUCAAUCAGGCGAUGCAAUGGAGUUGCAUACCACCGUGAAUAACACAAUAGUCAGAUCUAAGAAGCCCCACAGGAAAAGAAAUCAUCAAAUUGGGCGAACUUAUGCUACGCGUGAUCUGGCAAACAGAUUGUCUUUGGCCUUACCAGAAAAUCUUAAUUUAAGAAGAUCCAGAUCAGGUCGAUUGCUUGUUCCUGCUCUAGCAAACUGGUGCCAACAUUUAAUUUAUGAUGUGGAUGGUACAAUUACUGGAAUAGUUGGUGUGGAUGCUCAGAAUUUACUCUCCAGUGGAGGCAUUUCGGAACAAAACAAGAAGAGGAAAAAAAUCCGUUGAACUGGCUGGCUGGAUCGUUUUUAUUAUAUCAUGGUCACUGAUGAUAGUACUUAUGGUUACCUGAAAUUUGGUGCUCAUGUAAUUAGUAUGCAAUGAAAACAAUCGGAAUGUUCUAAAGCUACAUAGAUUAACUCUAGUUUGCAUCUCUGCUGUUCUGAUGUCAAAACAUGAAAACAUGUUAAAUGGUUUUCUGUGUGUGUAUUUAUAUGGUUAUGGUUAUGCUAGUGGUUCAAUACUA
Molecule: messenger RNA, 3053 nt
Organism: Dioscorea cayenensis subsp. rotundata (Guinea yam)
Lineage: Eukaryota; Viridiplantae; Streptophyta; Magnoliopsida; Dioscoreales; Dioscoreaceae
Exons: 8
Coding region: 35-2815 (926 amino acids)
Source: RefSeq, a predicted model, not a curated record